AAAACAUUGUUAAAAGUUAAAGUUCAUCAAAUAUUAAGAACAAUAUUUAGUGUUGAUUCAAAGAAGUUGUUUUAAUUUUUGUUUAAACAAAACUAUGGAUACAUUUUAAAAACAAUAUUUUGUUUAUAAUGAAAUAAGAUUGAAGUCCAUAUUUUUAUUUUUUCUCAAUAUUUCUGAACUUAAUUCCCACCAAAAAAAACAUCAACAACAACGACAAAUAGAAGAAAAUCCUUUAACCAACCAACACACACAUUUAAGCUAGAAAGGACUUCUUCUUCGUCUAGCAAAACAAAAAACAAGGAUUAUUUAUUUAUUCUUGUGUUGUUCUCACAGACAUCACGUAUCCUUUCAAAUAUCAUUUUGCGUUUAAAGGACAACAACAAAAGAAUUGGUGACAAUGGGGAGGAAAAUCACUGUUGCGGUUACAACACUUAACCAAUGGGCACUGGACUUUGAGGGUAAUUUAGCUAGGAUAAUGCAGUCAAUACUUGAAGCCAAAGAAAUGGGUGCUUCUUAUAGGACAGGACCUGAACUCGAAAUAACAGGCUACAGUUGCGAGGAUCACUUUCGUGAGCCCGACACAUAUCUUCACUCAUGGGAGGUCCUUCUUGAAAUUAUGAUGUCACCAAUCUGUGAUAAUAUGCUUGUUGACGUUGGAAUGCCAGUUAUGCACCGCAAUGUCGCCUACAAUUGCCGAGUGGCCUUUUUCAAUCGACGUAUUCUUCUCAUCCGUCCAAAAAUGUCAAUGUGCGACGAUGGAAAUUAUCGAGAAUCUCGUUGGUUUAGUGCGUGGACGAAAUCCUUGCAAACUGAAGAUUUCUUCCUGCCCAGAAUGAUCUCGGGCCAUACAGGUCAGGAUACAGUGCCUUUUGGUGAUGCUGUAAUUGCAACCAAAGACACAUGCAUCGGAUAUGAAAUUUGCGAGGAGCUGUGGAAUGUUAGGAGUAAACACAUCGAGAUGUCUCUAUCGGGAGUGGAAGUAAUCGUCAAUAGUUCUGGAAGCUACAUGGAACUACGAAAAGCCUAUAUAUCAACAGAUUUGAUAAGGAAUGCCAGUUUCAAAGCUGGUGGUGCAUAUCUCUUUAGCAACUUACGGGGCUGUGACGGUCAGAGGAUCUAUUUCAAUGGCUGUUCAGCAAUCGCUAUGAAUGGAGAGAUUGUUGCUAGGAGUAAACAAUUUGCCUUACAGGAUGUGGAAGUCACAAUCGCAACAAUUGAUCUCGAAGAGAUCCGCUCCUAUCGUGUAUGCCAAAGAUCUCGCUGUAACAUUGCCGCAUCGGCACCCACCUAUCCUCGAAUUGUUUGCGAUUUCGAGAUGUCCACUCACAACGAUAUCUUCAAGUGCUCCUCCACCCCACUACAAUGUAUAUAUCACACUCCCGAAGAAGAAAUCGCCAUGGGCCCGGCUUGUUGGUUGUGGGACUAUCUGCGACGCUCUGGACAAGGUGGAUUCUUCCUCCCGCUGAGUGGAGGAGUUGACUCCAGUGCUUCGGCCACAAUUGUUCACUCGAUGUGUAGAAUGAUUGUGAAUUCAGUGCAGUCCGGUGACGCACAAGUCCUGCACGAUAUUCGAAAGAUCCUCGCAGACUCAGACUACACUCCGGACAAUCCGGCAGCGUUAUGUAAUCGAAUUCUAGUCACUUGCUUCAUGGGGAGUGUCAAUUCCAGCAAAGAGACGAGAAGAAGAGCGUCGAUGCUGGCCAAUCAAUUGGGUAGUUAUCACAUUGAAAUCAGCAUUGACUCGGCCGUAAAUGCUUUGCUGGGAAUCUUCAAUGCUGUGACGGGACUGACACCAAGAUUCCGAAAUCAAGGUGGCUGUGCACGCCAAAAUCUAGCUCUGCAGAAUAUCCAAUCGAGGAUUCGAAUGGUUCUGGCCUACAUAUUCGCCCAACUCAUGCUCUGGGUGAGAAACCGACCCGGUGGUCUCUUAGUCCUUGGCUCUGCGAACGUUGAUGAAGCUUUGCGAGGAUAUCUCACGAAAUAUGAUUGUUCCAGUGCUGAUGUCAAUCCCAUUGGUGGCAUAUCAAAAACCGAUCUGAGACGGUUUUUAACGUAUGCCAAAGAUAAAUUCAAUCUUCCAGUUUUGGAACAAAUUAUUGAUGCCCCACCGACUGCAGAAUUGGAACCACUUCAAGAUGGUCAACUUAUGCAAACCGACGAACAAGAUAUGGGCAUGACUUAUGCUGAGCUCAGUGAAUUUGGACGCCUGCGAAAACAGGCGUGUUGUGGGCCGUAUAGUAUGUUCUGUAAACUUGUAGCUACGUGGAAGGGUGAUUUGAAUCCUAAAGAGGUGUCUGAUAAAGUUAAACACUUCUUCCGAUGCUAUGCUAUUAAUCGUCACAAAAUGACUGUUCUAACGCCUUCGGUGCACGCGGAAAGCUAUAGUCCCGACGAUAAUCGAUUUGAUCACAGGCCUUUCCUCUAUCGUGCCAAUUGGAGUUGGCAAUUUAAGGCAAUCGAUGAUGAGGUCGACAAACUUAUGCCAGUUUAUACACCAUCAUCAAGUCACAUCCGACCGAGCACUGAAGAUCUUAUGUCACAAACUCAAGAAUCCGAAUCCAGUCAUCGUUCCUCGCGUGUUGAUUCAAAGAAUUCAUCACCAAUAUCAUGUUCAUCAAUGGAAGGCCCCAAAGGCAAAGCUAGUGGCUAUUCGAAAGUUCAUGUAAAUGUUAUGGGAAAGAUUAAAGAUCGAACUGGAAUACCUGUAUAAGAACUAAUAGUUUAAAAAACAACAACAAAACAAAAAACAUACACACAAUAAAAAUAAAAAUAAACGAACAAAACCUUAAUGAAAAAAAUGAAAAACAAAGAAAAUAUUUAAAUAACUAUUAUUAUACUAUAUUUUUAAAUAUAUUUUGAGGAUUUUCUAUGUACGCAUGUUUCCUCAUAUUUGGUUGUUGAAAAUUUAUGUUGCCUUAAGAAAUUAAAUUUUGCUUGUAAGCUCGCACAAACUUAAAGUUAAAUAUUCUUACUCUUGUUGGAACUCUUUUGUUGUGAAUUUAUUCUACAUUUGUAUAACUAUUGUUUCUUUGAAAAGUUUUCUUACUUUUGUUUUUAUAAAUAUAAAUAAAUUUUGCAUAUACAAUAAAUCAAUAUUUUCUUUUUCAUACACACA
Molecule: messenger RNA, 3115 nt
Organism: Eupeodes corollae
Lineage: Eukaryota; Metazoa; Arthropoda; Insecta; Diptera; Syrphidae
Gene: Nadsyn
Product: glutamine-dependent NAD(+) synthetase
Exons: 9
Coding region: 398-2710 (770 amino acids)
Biological process (GO): NAD+ biosynthetic process
Cellular component (GO): cytoplasm
Molecular function (GO): glutaminase activity; NAD+ synthase (glutamine-hydrolyzing) activity; ATP binding
Source: RefSeq, a predicted model, not a curated record